This is a messenger RNA of Oncorhynchus keta (chum salmon), 7119 nucleotides long. Its product is annotated as serine/arginine repetitive matrix protein 2-like. Gene Ontology annotation, biological process: regulation of transcription by RNA polymerase II. NCBI's taxonomy places the organism in Eukaryota, Metazoa, Chordata, Actinopteri, Salmoniformes, Salmonidae. Gene Ontology annotation, cellular component: nucleus. The record is from RefSeq and is a predicted model, not a curated record. The coding region runs from base 388 to 6246 and encodes 1952 amino acids. The transcript has 2 exons.
GAGAAUGCCAAGAAUGUGCAAAGCUGUCAAGGCAAAGGGUGGCUACAUUGAAGAAUAUAAAAUAUUGCUAAAUUUAAGUAGAUUUUUUUCCCGUAUGAGACCAACAGUGCUUUUUGUGUUGACUGGUGGGUUCGAGUUGUUGACCGUCUGUUCAGCGCUGGUAUGAAGCCUCUCUGCCUUCAUUAAUAGACCGGCUUCUGUUGUGUGGUCAUUGUUUCUGUGGUGGUAAUGAAUCUCCCAUCAGAAAUGAGUCCUCCGGUUUAGUUGGUGAAUCUAAUGAAGCGGCUCCUUUUAAAUUAAAUUAAAAAUAUUUUUCCCCUGUCUAUCUCUAGCUCCCCGUUGCCCCCGGUUACGGAUGAACCCCAGAGGGAAGCAGAGGAUGCCGGGAUGCCCGAUGCCCCAAGUGGGAGGAGCUCUGCUCUGGAAGCGGUACGCUCCACGUUAUGCCCCGCCCAUCGCUCUCUGCUCCAGCGAAUCUUGAGGCUCGCCCACCAGCAGCACCGUCUAUCAUUGGCCUACAGGGACGCCCAUCGCCGCCUCGUCCCGCCCCCAGACCCUCUCUGCGGCCACCUGGUGGCCAAACAACAGGACGACACGUCCUCUCCUCCUUCCUUCACUGACUGUUGGAGCCGUAGUGGUCCGACUGACUGGAAGACACCAGGUGGUCCAGGCUGUUGCUGCUGGCUGCCUCCUGUGUGUUUCUGCCUCCAGAGCCUCCGCUGCCUGUCCUGCCAGAGCCUGUCCCUGGGACACAUCACCACUGGGGUUCGCUCCCCUUCUUCUCUGUGCUCUUUCACGUCCUCCUCUUCUCGUUCAUCCUCCGCUCUGUGCCCUAAUCCCUCAGUGUGUCCCGUGGCCUCUGUCUGUUGCUCCAACCCCCAGCCCUGCGCCUCCUGCUGCUCAGAACACACCUACCUGGCCCCGGUCAGACACACAGACCCGGGAGGUGGAGGAGGAAGCGAGUGCCCUGUCCUCAAGAGAGAGCGAUCCCCCUCUCCACCCCCUCUCUCCCCCAUACCCUCAGACAUGGACGGUAAGGAGGAAGACAAGCCUCCCUCUCUUCUGCAGCAGGAGGGGGAAAAAGAGGAGGAGGCUGGGUGUGGUGGGGAGGUGGGUGAGGACAGGGAGCAGCAGGACCUGGUGGAGCGUUUCAGUGACAAACUAAAGGCAAUCAGACCCCAGGAGAAGGAUCCUCCACUCAGCUCUGCCUUAGCCAAUCACAACCUCGAGAAGGAUCCCCACCUGACGACCUCGGCCAAUCAGCACAUUGCAGAGUCCCAGGCCGACGCCCACCUGAGUGAGAUCAUCACCACCGUUCUGAACACGGGUGGCGGCAGCGACUACAGCCUAAACGACAUGUUGCAUCACCAUGACAACAACGAGAGCCAUCCACCUCGGACGCGUUCCCGGCGGCGACAGGAGGCCCUGGCUGCCAUGGCGACUUUGCCCGACCAGUCGUCCACCCGGCGCCAGACCGUGCUAAUCAAACGGGAGCUGGCCAGGCUGAACCAAUCGCUGGGCAGGAGGCUAUCGCUAGGGAAGAACAAGAGCCGCAGUGCCACGCCCUUUUCUACCUGCUCCUCACCUGAACCAACCCCUGUUACAGCAGAGAUAGACAGAAUCACAGAGGAGGAGGGAGAGACUGGUAGAGUGAAGGAGGGAGAGACCGGUAGAGUGAAGGAGGGAGAGACCGGUAGAGUGAAGGAGGGAGAGACCGGUAGAGUGAAGGAGGGAGAGACCGGUAGAGUGAAGGAGGGAGAGACCGGUAGAGUGAAGGAGGGAGAGAGAGGUAGAGUGAAGGAGGAAGAGACCGGUAGAGUGAAGGAGGGAGAGACCGGUAGAGUGAAGGAGGAAGAGACCGGUAGAGUGAAGGAGGGAGAGACCGGUAGAGUGAAGGAGGGAGAGACCGGUAGAGUGAAGGAGGGAGAGACCGGUAGAGUGAACGAGGGAGAGACCGGUAGAGUGAAGGAGGGAGAGACCGGUAGAGUGAAGGAGGGAGAGACCGGUAGAGUGAAGGAGGGAGAGACCGGUAGAGUGAAGGAGGGAGAGACCGGUAGAGUGAAGGAGGGAGAGACCGGUAGAGUGAAGGAGGGAGAGAGAGGUAGAGUGAAGGAGGGUGAGACCGGUAGAGUGAACGAGGGAGAGACCGGUAGAGUGAAGGAGGGUGUGACAGAGAAGGUGACAGCAGAGGAGGCAGGUCCAGUUAGAGUCACGAAGGAUAGAGUCGGCAUGAAGGAGGAGAUGGAGAAACCCCCAGUCCUCUCCUCUACACAACAGAGUCCCCCGCAGGAGGACCAACACAAACCAGAGAGCUGGAACAUCACCUGUCAGGACAGCAGUAGGAGUGACCUCCCUGAGAAGAGGAGAGAGGAGGAGUCACCAGGAAGUACCAGCAGUGGUCUUCCUGAGAGGAGUAGAGAGGAAGAGGAGGAGUCACCAGGUAGUACCAGCAGUGGUCUUCCUGAGAGGAGUAGAGAGGAGGAGUCACCAGGUAGUACCAGCAGCACCUGUGACCAUGGCAGUGGUCUUCCUGAGAGGAGUAGAGAGGAAGAGGAGGAGUCACCAGGUAGUACCAGCAGUGGUCUUCCUGAGAGGAGUAGAGUGGAAGAGGAGGAGUCACCAGGUAGUACCAGCAGUGGUCUUCCUGAGAAGAGUAGAGAGGAAGAGGAGGAGACAGCAGGCAGCAGCAAGGACAGUAGCAGAGUGUCAGCCAGGAAUAGCCCAUCCCACCCCUGCAGAACCAGGAGAGGCAGCAGGUCCCAGCCAGGCUGCAGCAGCCAGGUGGUGGUGGGGAGGAGCAGCGAUGCUGGGAGGUCCAGGAGGAGCAUCGUCCCUCCCCAGCGGUUCUCCUCCUACGUCACAGAGCCCAGGAUGAUGUAUUCUGCUGCCUGUUUCUCAGAGAGGAUCUUCUCCGCCCAGAGGACGCCAAAGGAUCGGCAACCACUCAAUGCCCCCAACACCAAUCGCACAGACUCCCCGUCCUCGGCCACAGACACGGCUGAGGGGUUGGGCGAAGCAAGAGAAGAGGAAUUACCGCUGGCAUCCAGUCCGGAGGAUGUCAGUCAGGAGAGGAGGGGAGGCAGAGGCUGUAGAUCAACAGCAAGAGGUCAGAGUUCAGACCGUGAGUCACAGAGACGAGGUCAGGUGAUUCCCGUCACUGCAGCUUCCUCUGAGCAGCAGAGUCCCCCUAAACAGCGCUCCCAGAACAGGGCAGACGUUAGGCUCAGAGCAGCCAAACCUUUCGGGCGCUUACGCUCGUCCCACUCCGCCCAACAGUCCCAACCAGCGAGCCCUCAGACAGCCUCCAGGCCAGAGGUCCCCACAGAGCAGCCUCAGUACAUCAGCCCCAUCAAGCUGAUGUUUGUGUCUGCAGUAGUGGGCGAGGAGGGGGUGAGGUACACCCUGAAGGCGGCUGCACCAGGAUCCAACUGGCAUGGACAGGAGACCUUUGACCCCUGUGAGGAGUCAUCGUGGGCUGGAAGUCCAGAGAAGACCCCAGAGAAGACCAGGAGUCCACCGAAGACCAGGAGUCCCCUCCAGACCAGGAGUCCACUGAAGACCAGGAGUCCCCUCCAGACCAGGAGUCCACCCCAGACCAGGAGUCCACCCCUGACCAGGAGUCCACCCCAGACCAGGAGUCCCCUUCAGACCAGGAGUCCACCCAAGAACACCAUAUCGUCAUCACCAAAGCUGUGUGGAACGACGAGAGGAGGAGAGGGGGGUAGCCCGCCAAAACGGUCCCCUGGGUCCCAGAACGGAGAUGGCUCGCCUCCUUUUCGUGAAACCACCCCCACAAAGAGACGUCCGGGACGUCCCAAGAAACUGGGCCCCCAGCUGGAGAAGAGGGCCAAGAGGCCGAUCGGCCGCCCGCCCAAGCAAAGGGGUGUAGAGCCGAGCUGUGACUCCAGGCAGGGUGGUCAGGACCGGUCCAGUGGAGUUCCCUUAGGCUGCAGCACCGGGGAGGAGGGCAACAAGGAGAGAGACCCAGCCAACAGGAACCUGAAGAUCACCGUGGUGUACGGACGCUCCCACAGGACCAAGAGGACAGUGUCGGAGGAGGCUGCUUGUCUCCAGGCUACAGAGCAGCUGAUGGAUCUGAACUUCGUCAGACCGGUGAAGGAGAAGAGGUUCGCUCCCCACGCCAGCAGCAACAUUAUCAAGUGCCAGAAGCUGCAGUGUACCGCGGCCAUGCGUCGUCCAGGGAGACCCGCCAAGGUCAAGAUCUCCGGAAUCUCUGUUACCGUCACCACCACGUCGCCGGGGAAACGCAAGAUCCACAUGAACCGGGACACAGCCAGGAAAUCUCCGGAGAAGCUCUGGCAGCGGAAAGCCCUCCUUCCUGAACCCCAGCCUUCCAAAGAGCCCAGGAAAAUCAGCAGCACGCCGACUAGCGAAGACGCCACUCUGAUGCAGAUAGAGAGAACGACAGAGUCCGAGGAUGGAGCGAGGGAGCGACAGACCCAGACUCCUCCUGUGUUGGCGGUGCGUCACUCUGUGAGGGUGAGGAAGCCUUCAGUGUACCUGCUUCACUCUGUAGCCACCUCCACCUCUAGGUCCCUGAGCCACAGUACCGCCCUGCUGCGCCGAUCCAGACAGCUACUGAUCAACAGGGCCAGCAGCAAGGGCAGCCAUCGCAAGAGGAAGGAGGAGGGAAGAGAGGACACUCCAGGGCAGGAGGAGCUGCUAUCCGGGAGGGAGGAGAGGAGGAGCGAGGGAAGAGGAGGAGUGUUGUGUGAGGACUUAAGCCAGGUAGCGGGGGUUUCGGUAGACUCCAUUUUCCCAGCCAGCUCCAGCGAGGCGUUGAGGUGGUGGCCCGUCUCCUCCGACCAGGACAGCCUGAACCAAGAGCUGGCUCGCAGGAUCCGCCUCAUAUCCCAAAGCUGGGUCGCUGCCGCUGCCACCCACACCACCAGGACGGGGACGAUCAUGUCCGCCAAGCAGAGACUCGACGACGACUCUUUGUCCUCCUGGAAGCCAGAGGUUGGGUCGGCAGUGCGGCUGCUGUUUGACCGGCGCUGCAGCGUGGAGAGGCUGGCCUCCUGGUUCAUGCAGACCACUGAGACUCAGUCUCUGGGCAUUGUGAAGAAGACCAGCUCCAGAAACCCCUAUGAGCUCCUGCACUACCCCCGGAACGCCAGCAGGGAGAGCAUCUUUCCCAGCCCACAGACCAUGCGACUACGCAAACACAUCAAGAAGUUUGCCAAAGCUGUGCCGAAGAGCCCCGCCCAGCUCCGUCUGGUCCAGGAACGGCUCCGACGUGGAAGAGAGCUGAAUGCCAGGCGGCGUCUGUUCACUGCGAGGCCGGCGUCUGGCGGGCUGCGUCUCAGAGCUCCUUGGAAGGUCAGGGCCCUCGGGACAUACAGAACCACUCUGCUCAGAGUCAGAGAAAAGUUCCUCACCUGGACCCUCAGAGCCAAGCAGCCCAACAGGCUGAUCUGGAGGAGAAGCCAGGUGGAGGAAGGCAACUCACCUCACCAGGUCUGGCCUUCUGCUCAGCCCAGGGAAGAGCUCACCAGGUCUCCACAUCACCACUGUCUACCUGCCUCCUCAGAGACCAGUCAUCCCUGCAGCCCCGACCGGCUGACAGGCCUCACCAAACAGCAGCGUCUCAGCUCUAAAGCCUGGAGUCCAGAGAGACUGAAGGAGUGUUGCGUGUUCCUCAAGAAGAUCAACUCCCCCGACACAGAGUCCACCGUUGAGAAGGAGUGGGAUGUCUGCACCGUCAAUCUAGAUGACACAUACUGCCCCGACGAGACCAGACAGGAGGAGAGGAGCGGAGAGGACGACAAAGCUGUGAAAACAGAGAGAAGGAAGAGGAGAGUUCCCUGGAAGGAGUCUAGCGGCUCGCCGCAGGAGGUGAUGGUUCAGGAGCACAACCAGGUCCGAGCCGGGAACAGGAGAGGCAAACAGAAACAUUCAGGGAAGUCCACGAGCCAGUCACCGACCCCGCCGCCAGCGAAAGCCACGAGCCAAUCCCCGACCCCGACGCCAGCGAAAGCCACGAGCCAAUCCCCGACCCCGCCGCCAGCGAAAGCCACGAGCCAAUCCCCGACCCCGCCGCCAGCGAAAGCCACGAGCCAAUCACCGGCCCCGACGCCAGCGAAAGCCACGAGCCAAUCACCGACCCCGCCGCCAGCGAAAGCCACGAGCCAAUCACCGACCCCGCCGCCAACGAAAGUCAUGAGAAAAUCGCGUGGGAGGGGCCUGACCGGGCCGCGGUGGCGUGACUUCAUACUGGGAACCUGACUGUCCUCCGUCCCGUCUCCACGGUGACUGUGUUGUAACUGUAUUGGCGGGACGCUCCUCCCUCCGUCUCCACGGUGACUGCGUGUAAACAACUCGGUGCCUUCAGACUGCCCCUUGGCAUUAUGUAGCAGAAGGAAAAGUUUAACCAGAAGAAGCUUACCAUUGCACUAUUUUUUAAACUAUUCAGUCCCCCCUCCUCCACACACACACACUAUUCAGCCCCCCCCACACACACACACACACACACAGCCUGCUUUUAAAAAACCAAACUGUGUAUAUGUUUGUACAGAAUGUCUUUAAAACUUUGACACACCUUUCUUCUGCCUUGUCUGAUACAACUACCAACCCAUCAAGUUCUGUUGUAAUGAGCCCGGAGGCCUGUUUGGGAGAUUACACAUUCAAACACUGCGUCUACAAUGACACCCUAUUCCCUAUAUAGGGCACUACUUUAGACCACAGCCCUAUGACACCCUAUUCCCUAUAUAUAGGGCACUACUUUAGACCACAGCCCUAUGGCACCCUAUUCCCUAUAUAGGGCACUACUUUAGACCACAGCCCUAUGACACCCUAUUCCCUAUAUAGGGCACUACUCUAGACCACUGGGCUGUGGUAUAAAGUAGUGCACUAUAUAUAGGGAAUAGGGUGCCAUAGGGCUGUGGUAUAAAGUAGUGCACUAUAUAUAGGGAAUAGGGUACCAUAGGGCUCUGGUCUAAAGUAGUGCACUAUAUAUAUGGAAUAGGGUGCCAUAGGGCUGUGGUAUAAAGUAGUGCACUAUAUAUAGGGAAUAGGGUGCCAUAGGGCUGUGGUAUAAAGUAGUGCACUAUAUAUAGGGAAUAGGGUGCCAUAGGGCUGUGGUAUAAAGUAGUGCACUAU